GGGUGAAGUUGAAAGAGAUUGACUUUCAUGCUCUCUUGUUGCGUUGGGCUCACAUGAAGCAAGAACGCAGGCAAGGGAAAACGAAGUUGAUCUUCUUCAAACUCCGCAUUAACGGCUGUUACAUCCGUGCGCUGACUGAUUAUGGUGCAACCGCCAACUACUUCUACGACGUUCGUAAGGCACGCUUGGGAAUGAAGCAAGUGACUUUGCAGAAUCCUUGUCGGACCCAAGUGGGCAACCAAGAGGUUGUCACAUCUACGCAUGUAUUCAAAGGUGGAUGCAAGGUCUUCAGCAAGAUCGAUCUCAAGUUUGAUGAUCUGCUUGAUGCUGCAAGUGGAUGCAAGGUCUUCAGCAAGAUCGAUCUCAAGUCUGGUUACCACCAGGUUGAAGUCGACCCCGCUGACCAACACAAAAUUGCAUUCAAAACUCGCGAUGGGCUGUACGAGUUUACCAUCAGGCCCUUCGGUCUCACAAAUUCACCAGCCACCUUCCAGAGUCUCAUGGACAAGGUGUUCCGUAGUCAAAUCAAUCGAUUUGGCGUUGUUUAUCUGGAUGACAUACUAAUCUGCAGCAAGUCGAUGAAGGAGAACAUGAGACACCUUGAGGAAGUGUUGCAGAUCCUCAAGGAUGCGCAACUCCAUCUCAACUUAGAGAAAUCUGAGUUUGGGAGGGACAACGUCAUCUACCUUGGACAUCGGUUGUCCGCUGCAGGUCUAGAGCUCGAGGCAACCAAAUUUGAGGUCAUCCGCAAAUGGCCUCAACCGACAAAUGUCCGAGAGUUGCGUUCUUUUCUUGGUCUCGCGUCAUACUACCGUACGUUUGUACCCAAAUUCUCUAUCAUCGCCCGUCCGCUGUCCAAAUUGACAAGCAAGAACGUGUCUUACACGUGGGAUGGGGAAUGCACAACCGCCUUCCAAGCAUUGAAGGAGGCUUUGCUAGAACUUCUGUGCUCACAAGUGGCCAAGAUGGCCAAUCUUGCAAGUGCUGACGGUGCAACAGCGAUCCGUGUUGUGGCGUCUCCGUAUCGAAUCUGCCCAAUCGGCGCUCAUAUUGAUCACCAGGGUGGACCUGUGACGGCAAUGGCUAUCAGCGCAGGUGUACUUCUUGGCUUCGUUCCAUCCAAAACUUCAGAGGUGAGGUUACGGUCAAACCAGUUUCGAGGAGAGGUGCACUUCAGCGUUGAUGCAGUGCCAGCCAAAAGAAAUCCUGAAAACGAGAAUGAAAUACAAAACAGGGAGGCUCAUUCAGAUCACAGCGUGCUUUUUGAAGACGACAUACAAGAACAUCAUGAAGAGCAUGAGGAGGAGGAGAAAUGUUGGGGUAAUUUCAUCAGAGGAGCUGCAGUGGCAUUGAAACAUCGCGGUUAUGAACUAGAUCAGGGAAUAAUUGGUAUUGUGGAUGGCACAAGAGGGAUGGAAGAGGGUGGGGUGAGCUCAUCUGCAGCGGUAGGUGUUGCCUGCCUGCUUGCGCUGGAAAAUGCCAAUGGGAUUCAUAUCAGUGCUGAGGAGAACAUCGAACUUGAUAGGCUGAUCGAAAAUGGGUACUUGGGAUUGCGAAAUGGAAUACUCGAUCAAUCUGCUAUCCUCCUCUCACGGCAGAAUUGUUUAACUGUAAUUGAUUGUAAGGAGCGAACACAUAUGUUGGUCAAGUCCGCAGGCGGAGGUUGCAAUCCAGAUGAGCAGGAAGAUGGAAUUGCUGCAGUUACAGGGCCCGGCGACCGGUUCCAAAUUCUUCUUGCCUUUUCGGGACUGAAGAAGGCUUUGACUAGCACGCCCGGAUACAAUCGCCGAGUUGAUGAAUGCUGUGAGGCGGCAAGAAUAUUAAUGAAAGCAGCGCGCCAAUCAACGGAUGAGAAACCCCUUCUUGGAAACAUCACAAUGGAGGAGUACACUGCGCAUAAGGAGGAGCUAGGCGAGGUUCAUGCUAAACGUGCGGCGCAUUUUUUUGGCGAGGUCCGACGAGUAUACAGAGGACUUGAGGAAUGGAAGUGUGGCAAUCUUGCAGGCUUCGGCAAGCUCGUAUCCGAGUCUGGGGCAAGCUCCAUCAACAACUAUGAAUGCG
Messenger RNA from Chara braunii, 2061 nucleotides. The record is from the annotation of a GenBank genome assembly. Lineage: Eukaryota; Viridiplantae; Streptophyta; Charophyceae; Charales; Characeae.